AUGCACGAGAAUACUAUUAGAACUGUUGAAGGGUACUCGGAUAUAAUUGUGAUGAGGCACUUUGAAAGUGGCGCUGCCCAAAGAGCAGCUGCUACCGCCAGUAUUCCUGUUAUUAAUGCUGGGGAUGGUCCAGGAAAUCAUUCAACUAAACACUGCUUGUGCUUUGUAUCCAUGAUACUGGCUCUUCUAGACGUAUACACAAUUGAGAGAGAAAUAGGAAAGCUAGAUGGAAUUAAAGUUGGUCUUGUUGGAGAUCUAGCAAACGGAAGGACUGUCCUCUCACUUGCUUAUCUGCUUUCGAAGUAUGAGGAUGUCAAGAUCUACUUUGUCUUGCCUGAGGUGGUUAAAAUGAAGGAUGACAUAAAAGACUUUCUGACAUCAAAGGGAGUGAAGUGGGAAAAAAGUGAUGAUCUAAUGGAAGUUGCUUCUAAAUGUGAUGUGCUGUACCAAACUCGUAUUCAGCGAGAAAGGUUUGGAGAGCAAACUGAUCUUUACGAAGAAGGUCAAGGAAAGUACAUUGUAGAUGGGGCUGUCUUGGGUGUGAUGCAAAAGCAUGCUGUGGUUAUGCACCCUCUCCCAAGGCUUGACAAGGAAAAGUUAAAGAUCUUGACAUACUUUGUUGUGGAGUUUGUAGAAACUUAUCUGGUCUUCCAAGAAGAUGUUCGCCACCAUCACAAGUUACAACUCGAAGAUACUUCACGUUAA
Rhododendron vialii is the source of this 705-nucleotide messenger RNA. RefSeq names its product aspartate carbamoyltransferase 1, chloroplastic-like. Bases 1 to 705 code for a protein of 234 amino acids. NCBI's taxonomy places the organism in Eukaryota, Viridiplantae, Streptophyta, Magnoliopsida, Ericales, Ericaceae. Gene Ontology annotation, biological process: amino acid metabolic process. The transcript has 5 exons. The record is from RefSeq and is a predicted model, not a curated record. Gene Ontology annotation, molecular function: carboxyl- or carbamoyltransferase activity; amino acid binding.